Blumeria graminis f. sp. triticale is the source of this 99-nucleotide messenger RNA. Lineage: Eukaryota; Fungi; Ascomycota; Leotiomycetes; Helotiales; Erysiphaceae. The record is from the annotation of a GenBank genome assembly.
AUGCGCCCCUCGCAUUCUUUGGCCACAAUUCGGGCGGCUAAGCACCUCACUCCUCCUCUACUGUAUUCUGAUAGUUUACUUUUCAUGUAUCAUUGCUAG